AUGGCCUCUUGAAGGAUGUCGAUGGUGGGAGAUAUUCAACGAAAUACUGAAGUAAAAGAGCCAGCAAGCUUGAAGGACGGAGCAGGUAAUGGUGCUGUUAAGCUAGAAAAGAAGGCAAGGUAUCCAUAUGGAGCUGUCUUCUUCCUACUGACUUCUACAGUUGGGCAAAGCUACUCUGGGAUAGGUCUCCAAGCAGUACUGGAGUUGUAUUUCACUCGGUUUUUGUUUGUGUGUUUGACUCAGGCGGAUCAGCUGGGCACAGCAGCCGUCAACGUGUACAUUGCUCUCUACCAGAUAUGUGCCUUGUCAGCAGGAUUCUUAGCAGAUAGGAUUCUAGGCAACUUCUUGACUCAAGUUCUAAGCACUCUGUUGACUACUAUUGGGAUAUGCCUUCUAUCAUUCUCCACAUGGCAGUACACAGUGUCUCCACCUGGUUGCUGUGUUGCCAAUAGCAACAACAAGUCUGUGUACCUAUCCGGAUCUGAAUAUAGUGGCUCUUUUAACUGGAGCUCAAAUUGCAGCGAGCUGGACAAAGUGACUAUCCUUAAUCAGAUCGAUCUCAACAUCUCUCCAACGCUAAAUAUGGUCCUCUCUAUAAUUGGAUUAACUUUUUUCUCUGUUGGGUACGGGCACAUCAAUGCUAUACAGAGUGUUCUUGUUGCAGACCAGUUUACAGAAGAACAGACUAAGUCGAAGGAGCGGUCAUUCUCCUGGUAUUACUGGUGUUGUAACAUCGGGGCCCUAGUGGGGGAGUCCGGGAUGCCAGUUCUCAGACAGUCAGUAGGGUUUAUCAUCGCUUGGAUCACCAUUCUUGGGACAACAUCAAGCUCAGCGAUCCUAUUUUUCAGUGGAGGCUACCUGUAUUUCAAAAAGAAACCGGAGCGAUUAAAAUGUGCCUGUUCAAAGAAGCCAUCUUCUAAUGAGACAAAUCCUCUCCUCAAUAAAGAACAGAGGACUACUAGUCAGUACCUCAAGACCAGGUUAAAGGAGCUCCUGCCGUUUGUGGGCGUGUUCACACCACUCAUUGUUUUCUGGGCUAUUUUCUACCAGCAAAACUCGACCUGGAUUCUGCAAGGCACCAUGAUGAACUGUCACCUUGGAGCUCUGCACGUACCACCAGAUUUGAUGCCGAGUGUGAAUGACUUCCUAGUGUUGUUCAUCAUCCCUGUUUUGGACUACAUUGUCUACCCCCACCUGGAGAAGACAAUGGGAGUUAAAAUACGACCUCUACACAAGUUAGUAGCAGGCAUGAUGUCGGCUGCAUUAAGCUUCCUGCUGUCAGGUUUGCUACAGCUCUACCUUGUUAAGUUGCCCCAGGGGCAGGACUGCCUAGGGGAUAUCAGUAUAGCAUGGCAACUACCACAGAUCGUUCUCAUAUCAUUUGCUGAAGUGUUGGUUGCAGUCACUGGGCUAGAGUUUGCCUACUCACAAGCACCACCUGACUUUAGGAACGUCAUCACCUCAUUCUGGUUUAUCUCCCAGGCCCUGGGCACUCUACUGAAUGCUGGUCUGGCACAGAUCCCAGGCCUCACUCUCAGAGAUGAGUUUUUCAUGUACACUGGACUCAUGGCACUAGUGACUGCUCUGUUCGUAGCCGUUAACUGGAGAUUCAAGUAUAGAGACCCUAGCUAACUAUUAGUACACGUACAAUUUAUGCAUUUACUGCUGUAUGUGCGUUGAAUGUGUAUGUGUUUGUAUAGUACGACCCUCGUGAUCACUGAAUUGA
Messenger RNA from Halichondria panicea, 1726 nucleotides. RefSeq names its product peptide transporter family 1-like. NCBI's taxonomy places the organism in Eukaryota, Metazoa, Porifera, Demospongiae, Suberitida, Halichondriidae. Gene Ontology annotation, biological process: transmembrane transport. Bases 16 to 1632 code for a protein of 538 amino acids. The transcript is spliced from 9 exons. Gene Ontology annotation, cellular component: membrane. Gene Ontology annotation, molecular function: transmembrane transporter activity. The record is from RefSeq and is a predicted model, not a curated record.